GGCGGGGGGCGAGGCGGGAGCUGGGCGCCUGGUUGCGGCGCGGGCGGGGACGCGAUGUCGCCGCCGCCGCCGCAGCCGCCUCCUCGCCGGCCUGGGCUGCGCCGCGGGGGCUGAGCCGCCUCUGCCGCCGGAGCCACGAGCCGAAGGGCCGCCGGGCGCGCCCGCCAGCGCAGGAGGAUGGGCUGUGGCGGGAGCCGGGCCGAUGCCAUCGAGCCCCGCUACUACGAGAGCUGGACCCGGGAGACCGAGUCCACCUGGCUCACCUACACCGACUCGGACGCGCCGCCCAGCGCCGCGGCCACCGACAGCGGCCCCGAGGCGGGCGGCCUGCACGCGGGUGCGCUGGAAGAUGGACUGUCCUCCAAUGGUGUGCCCCGAUCUACAGCCCCAGGUGGACCCUCCAACCCAGACAAGAAGAUGAGCAGUGGGACCCAGUGCCCGAAUCCCCAGAGCCUCAACUCAGGCCCUCUGACCCAGAAACAGAAUGGCCUCCGGACUACAGAGGCUAAAAGAGACGCUAAGCGAAUGUCUGCAAAAGAAGUCACCAUUAACGUUCCAGACAGCAUCCGACAGGUGGACAGAAACCGAAGAAUGGCGAAGAACUGCGUUAACUAGCAGGGCAGACGGACUUCUCUGUGCCCUCCACGUGUUGGACCCCACCAGGGAGACUCGUAGAAGUGGGUGGCCCUUGCUGGAUGUGAAGAACGCUGCUGCCUUGAGAGACUGUACUUGGCAGCCCAGUGGCUGCCUGGGCUUUGGGGACGUUCCCAGCCUCCCACUGACUGCAGAGCUGUAUCGGCACAGCACUUGCAUAGGGUACCAAGCUGCAAGCGUGCAGUUUGCCUCUUUGCAGCUCCUGCAGUGUGGUUUGCUGUAAAAGUGGUGAGGGAAGCCACAGGGGGGCGGCUGAAACAAAGUAGGAAUAGGUUCCCUGGUGAGAGAUGCUUCCGUGGGUUCUAAGCGCUCCUGCCUGGGGUCAUGUGCGCCGUUUCGGGUCAGCUUAUUCUUUCGUUCUUUCUUCCUUUCUGAAUACUGCCAAUCAGAGUACUGAAUACUGCGUUCACUUAAAAGUUGUCUUUCACUUGACUGCAAAUCCAGAUACAGGAGAAAUCGAGACGCAGGAAGACUCCCAGAUCUUCUUGUUUCCUUAGCUCAGCAGGAGACAGAUGCAGAUCCCGUUUCACACCAGCUAACCCCCCCCAACACCCACAGCGUGUUUUGGGAGCUCUCUCCACGAGGCAGUCGCACUCAUUCCUCAUCAGCCUUCCAUGUCCCCCCCCAUCCCAGUGUCCACAUCAGCCUCCAUACCGCAGUAUCGCUGUCACCAUGGUCGAGGCACCCAACCUAGGACGCCCCAAGGGCUCAGCCACACGCUGCAUGUGCGGAGUUUUCCAGGUCACUCUGUGCUUUUCCGGGUUUCUUCUCUCCUGGUGGGUCAUUUGCAACUGUUGAUCAAAGCACGGACACAGCUCACAAGAAGAAGAUGACCUAGAACCCAUCAGCAGCACUCACGGCUUCACUCUGGCCUCUCGGACACGGCAUCAGGACGUGCCACCUGCUGUCUGCAAAGGAGUCGCCUUAGAAAGCCCAGCCCUGUUUGCUGUACCUUCGCGUUGCCAUGAGACCGAUGCGCGCCAUGUUAAUCAGAGGCGGGAAAAAAUAUCUUGAUAGAUUAAAGUUAU
Molecule: messenger RNA, 1682 nt
Organism: Mustela erminea (ermine)
Lineage: Eukaryota; Metazoa; Chordata; Mammalia; Carnivora; Mustelidae
Gene: BAALC
Product: BAALC binder of MAP3K1 and KLF4
Exons: 3
Coding region: 178-615 (145 amino acids)
Cellular component (GO): cytoplasm
Source: RefSeq, a predicted model, not a curated record